Messenger RNA from Eurytemora carolleeae, 1680 nucleotides. It is a transcript of the gene Bap55, whose product is annotated as actin-like protein 6B. Bases 68 to 1354 code for a protein of 428 amino acids. The record is from RefSeq and is a predicted model, not a curated record. The transcript has 8 exons. Gene Ontology annotation, molecular function: chromatin binding. Gene Ontology annotation, biological process: regulation of transcription by RNA polymerase II; nervous system development. Gene Ontology annotation, cellular component: NuA4 histone acetyltransferase complex; SWI/SNF complex. NCBI's taxonomy places the organism in Eukaryota, Metazoa, Arthropoda, Copepoda, Calanoida, Temoridae.
UUAAAAUAUUAAACUUAGUUUUGAGGAUGUCUCCGCCGUGAAUGACGAAUUAAAUAUUCCAGAUAAAAUGUCAGGCGGAGUUUACGGCGGAGAUGAGGUCGGAGCUCUGGUUUUUGAUCCAGGACACUUCUCUCUCAGGGUUGGAUAUGCCGGAGAAGAUUGUCCCAAGUCUGAGAUCCCUGCCUGGGUUGGAACCAGCCCCGACCUGGAGACCAUUGACGAGAACACCAUGGAUACUGGGGCAGAGAUGAAGAAUAAGAAAAAGUAUCACAUCGACACUGUCGCACUGAACUAUCCCAAGAAAGACAUGGAUGUUGAAACUUACAUGAAGGACGGUAUGAUUGAGAACUGGGAUAUGUUCGAGAAGGUUCUGGAUUACUCUUACAAGAAGAUUAUCCAGUCGGAGUCGGAGUAUCAUCCCGUACUCUUCUCAGAAUCUGCCUGGAAUAAGAAGGAUCGUAGGGAGAAAAUCUGCGAAAUCAUGUUUGAAAAGUACAAUGUUCCCGCGUUUUUCCUUGUAAAAAACGCAGUUCUCGCGGCAUUUGCGAACGGUAGAUCUACCGGUCUCGUGGUAGAUUCCGGCGCAACGCACACAUCUGCUAUACCUGUACAUGACGGUUAUGUACUGCAGCACGCCAUUGUAAAAUCUCCCCUGGGCGCUGACUUCCUUACAAACCAGUGCCAGCAGUUCCUUCAGGAACAAAAGGUUGAGAUAAUCCCACCGUAUCAGAUAGCUGGUAAGAAAGAAGUAAAUGCCGGAGAAAAACCUAAAUGGGACAAGAGAGCAAAUCUACCUGAGGUGACGAAAUCUUGGUUGGAUUAUCAAUGUAGAGAAGUGGUACGAGACUUCCAGCAUUCUGUUCUACAGGCUCAUGACCAGAACUACAACGAGGAUGCUGUGAGCCUUAUCCCUCAUUUACCCUACGAGUUCCCUAACGGGUACAAUGACGAGUACGGGGCAGAGAGAUUCAAAAUACCUGAAGCUCUAUUCGAUCCAAGCGGCCUACGUGUGCCCGGUGGUGGAUCUAUGCUAGGAGCUGCUCAUGUUGUUACAACUAGUGUUGGUAUGUGUGAUGUAGACCUUAGACCUAGUCUAUACGGUAAUGUCGUCGUUACAGGAGGAAACACACUCCUUCAGGGAUAUAAUGACAGAUUGAAUCGUGAUUUAUCAAUGAAAACACCAAGUACAAUGCGAUUUAAAUUAAUCGCCGCCAAUGGUCCUCAAGAACGCAGAUAUGGCUCCUGGAUUGGUGGCUCCAUCCUUGCCUCCCUCGGCAGCUUCCAGCAGAUGUGGAUCUCCAAGCAGGAAUACGAGGAGGUCGGGAAACAGCAGGUUGACAGGAAAUGCCCCUAAUCUGAACCUGAAAAAAAACGGAAAAAUGGACUCCAAAUCUUCCGUGAAUUAAAGUGAAUCUAGAUGAAAAAUAUUCACUAGGACGAACGGUGGAAGCAAAUCUUCAUUAAAAUAUUUGUUUUGACAAAAUGAAUUCUCAGUACCUUAUGUUCAAACUUCUGUUAGGAAUAGAAUGCGAUAUCUAUUCUUUUGUGCUUGUAAUUGUGUAAUUUGUAAUUUGUGUUCUGUAUAAUUGUACUGUAUUGCAAUAAUGAACCCUUGAAGCACUGUUCUAAGACUCGUUGGCAUUUCUAUAUUUUUCAAUUAAAAUAAAUCCUUACGACGUC